AUGCGCAUGCUGUCCAUGCAAUUACAUAAGCUCCAGAAUCUGGAGAAGGCAAUGCGUGAUGGCGAGCCGAAGGAGCGAGCGGCGCUGAGCCUGAAGCAGCUGGCUAAUCUGUUUGGAUUCCUGCGGACGGAUGGAGAUGGAGAUAUUUUGAGUGUUGAAGCCGAUUAUCAGGAGGAUGAGGGGGGUGGUGGAGGUGGGGGAGGAAGUCAUGAUGGAGGUGGGGACUUCAAUGCGGGGGAGUUUCUGGGUGGGAGUGGGGAUGCAGGUGCUAGUGGGCAGUGGGGUGGUCAGAAUUGGGGACGGGGAGAAAGUGCGGAGCAUCAGAGAUUUGGUUGGAAAGAUGUUGGCAUGGAGGGAUAUGGGCAUGUGAUGGAGGUGGAGGAUGAGGAUGAGGAUAUUUGAGGUCCGCCUUAACACACCACGAUCAACUUAACCUGCGACGUUGCGCAGGUCUACCACCUUUGCCCUAUUCACAUUCAGCUAAGCGACUCCGGAAUCUAGCUAUAUGUACGAGUUUCAAAAUCACUUUUGCGAUUCAACAUCUCAACCCGAUCUACAUUUCAGCACCUUCUAUUUCAAUACGACUUCAACAUCGACUUCUCUUUCCAAGCUGCAGUAUGCAACAAUCGGUAUUCAACAAUUCAGAGGUGUAGGAAAGGAAGGGAAUAUUGCUUCGUCUCUCUCUAUCCUGCUCCUGUUCACUCGCUGGCGUCAGGGGACAUAUUAAUUCUCAUUUUUUAUUUCUCAGUCUACAUUAUUUCUCAAUCCUUCCGCUUUGGAAUUGAUCGAUGUGUAUUAUCUUAAAAUUCAACAUCCAGACUUGACAGGCGGGCUAACUGAAUUUUAAAAGGUUCCAGGCCCCGGAGGUAGGGACUUUGCUACUGGGAUUGACUGGUGGAUGGGGAUACCUGGGCUAGGGAUCUAGCUGUUGGAUAGGUAUAUAAAGGGGGUCUGGAUACAUGGAUAACAUAACAAAAGCAAAGUACUAAAAGCGAAACAUGACAUUAGAAUUGAGAAUUUGAAAGUUUG
Molecule: messenger RNA, 1029 nt
Organism: Cadophora gregata
Lineage: Eukaryota; Fungi; Ascomycota; Leotiomycetes; Helotiales; Ploettnerulaceae
Exons: 1
Coding region: 1-402 (133 amino acids)
Source: RefSeq, a predicted model, not a curated record